Malus domestica (apple) is the source of this 2220-nucleotide messenger RNA. RefSeq names its product heat shock 70 kDa protein, mitochondrial-like. The record is from RefSeq and is a predicted model, not a curated record. Gene Ontology annotation, biological process: protein folding. Gene Ontology annotation, cellular component: cytoplasm; mitochondrion. Gene Ontology annotation, molecular function: ATP binding; ATP-dependent protein folding chaperone. Lineage: Eukaryota; Viridiplantae; Streptophyta; Magnoliopsida; Rosales; Rosaceae.
AUGGCAGCCAUUGCUUUGCUCCGUAACUUCCGGCGCAGCGACGUCGCGUCGGCCUCCCUCUCCGCCUACCGUUCCUUUACUAGCAUUGCCAAGCCAUCACCUUUGAGCCAGAAGUGGGCAAGCUUAGCAAGACCCUUCAGUUCUAGACCUGCUGGGAACGAUAUAAUUGGGAUCGAUUUGGGCACAACCAACUCAUGUGUUGCGGUGAUGGAGGGCAAGAAUCCCAAAGUUAUCGAGAACUCUGAAGGAGCUCGGACCACACCAUCAGUAGUUGCCAUGAACCAGAAAGGAGAACUUCUUGUUGGUACUCCAGCAAAACGUCAGGCUGUGACAAACCCAACGAACACAGUUUCUGGAACCAAGCGUCUGAUUGGGAGACACUUUAACGAUGCCCAAACACAAAAGGAAAUGAAGAUGGUUCCAUACAAGAUUGUCAAAGCUCCAAAUGGAGAAGCAUGGGUUGAAGUCAAUGGACAGCAGUACGCUCCAGGCCAGAUUGGAGCUUUUGUUCUGACAAAGAUGAAAGAAACUGCUGAGGCUUACCUUGGAAAGUCUGUUUCUAGAGCUGUGAUCACGGUUCCAGCUUAUUUCAAUGAUGCUCAGAGACAGGCCACAAAGGAUGCUGGAAGAAUUGCAGGGCUAACUGUAGAGAGAAUCAUAAACGAGCCAACUGCUGCUGCUCUUUCCUAUGGUAUGACCAGCAAGGAAGGCCUAAUUGCUGUAUUUGAUCUUGGUGGUGGGACAUUUGACGUAUCCAUUCUGGAGAUAUCCAAUGGUGUUUUUGAGGUGAAAGCAACAAAUGGUGAUACAUUCUUGGGAGGAGAGGAUUUCGACAAUGCUUUGCUGGACUUCUUAGUGAGUGAAUUCAAGAGAACUGAGGGGAUUGAACUUACAAAGGAUAGGCUUGCCUUGCAGAGGCUUCGGGAGGCAGCUGAGAAAGCUAAGAUUGAACUUUCAUCUUCAUCUCAAACUGAGAUAAACCUUCCGUUCAUCACAGCUGAUGCUUCGGGCGCUAAGCAUCUGAACAUCACGCUGACCCGAUCAAAGUUUGAAAGCCUGGUUAAUCACCUGAUUGAGAGGACAAAGGUACCGUGCAAGAAUUGUUUGAGGGAUGCCAACACGUCUAUUAAGGAUGUGGAUGAGGUCCUUCUUGUUGGAGGAAUGACUCGUGUUCCUAAAGUGCAAGAGGUAGUUGCAGAAAUAUUUGGAAAGAGCCCAAGCAAAGGAGUCAAUCCAGAUGAGGCAGUUGCUUUGGGAGCUGCCAUCCAAGGUGGUAUUCUUCGCGGUGAUGUUAAGGAGUUGCUUCUUCUUGAUGUUACUCCUCUAUCACUUGGUAUUGAAACACUGGGUGGUAUAUUUGCCAAGCUGAUUGCUAGAAACACUACAAUUCCAACAAAGAAGAGUCAGGUAUUUUCGACAGCUGCUGACAACCAAACUCAGGUCGGUAUCAAGGUGCUACAAGGGGAGAGAGAAAUGGCUGCUGACAACAAGCUUCUCGGAGAGUUUGACCUUCAAGGCAUCCCUCCAGCACCGAGGGGACUGCCUCAGAUUGAAGUUACAUUUGACAUUGAUGCCAACGGUAUAGUAACUGUUUCUGCAAGGGACAAGGCCACUGGUAAGGAGCAACAGGUUACCAUCCGCUCAAGCGCAGGGCCUACGGAGGAGGAAAUUCAGAGAAUGAUCAAGGACGCCGAGCUUCAUGCUCAAAAGGAUCAGGAGAGGAAAGCUCUCGUUGAUAUAAAAAACAGCGCGGACACCAGCAUCUACAGCAUUGAGAAGAGUUUGAACGAGUACCGUGACAAAGUUCCGAGCGAAAUCGCUAAAGAAAUUGAGGAUGCAGUUGCUGACUUGAGGACGGCAAUCGGAGGGGACAGUGCUGAUGAGAUUAAGUCGAAGCUUGACAUUGCAAACAAAGCCGUGUCCAAGAUCGGUGAGCAUAUGUCGAAGGGUUCCGGAGGCAGUGGUGACUCUUCGUCUGGAGGCUCACAGGACGGAGGAGACGGAGUUCCUGAGGCAGAGUACCAAGAGAUGAAGAAGUGAGUAGUGAGUAGUGAAGCAGUAACUAUUUUUAACUUGUCUCAGUUAUGAAGGUGGGAUAAAAGACGACUUUCAUGUAAUUAGACUAUUGAGUAUCAUCUACUUGCCUUAGUCAUAUGCCACUUUCAAUACAUUAUCGAUUGAAUUUUAUUUUUAAAUUAGUAAUUGAAAUUUUUUAGUCGU